This is a messenger RNA of Vigna unguiculata (cowpea), 3812 nucleotides long. RefSeq names its product zinc finger CCCH domain-containing protein 46-like. Gene Ontology annotation, molecular function: metal ion binding; RNA binding. The record is from RefSeq and is a predicted model, not a curated record. NCBI's taxonomy places the organism in Eukaryota, Viridiplantae, Streptophyta, Magnoliopsida, Fabales, Fabaceae.
GGAAUUAGAGAAGCUUGUCAGAGGUUAGAGGCAGGUGAAAGUUUGAACAUGCAGCAUUUGAAAUGAAACAAGAAUCUGGAUCUGAUAGAAGAACCACACAACACAACAUAAGAUAACAUUAUUAUGGGGCACAAAUACCACACACACGCACGGUCUCUCGCGUUUGUUAAUGAUACCAUGGCAUGAGAGAGAAAGGGUCCAACACAGAGAAAGUGGGGCAAGGUGAGUGGGGGUGGGAGAGAGAAGAAAAUCUUGGCCUAAUUGUUGAAGGCUGAGAAAGAUAAAAGGGCAAAUCAGAAAUAGUUCAGCUCUCAACUUCAUUGUCCACUCUUGCCCAGAACCCCAUAAAAACACACAAGGGGGACUGAGUCAAUUGAUGUUUUUUCUGCUGCUUCUGUCUGCAACCAUGUUAUGAACAUGGCGGUGGUUUGGCUUUUGGAGUAACUUGACAACCAUUGUUGUGUUUGAGGUUGAGGGGUACAACUGCUUUCGAAAACAUUAACCAAACCAAGAGAGAGACUUUAUUUUCCUUUCAUAGGUAAAGUCCUAGUCUUUUCUGCUCAUGUCUGCAUUUCAAUUUUAUUUUGGAAAAGGGUAGAGAUUUAGAAGUUGGAGGGAGAACAAAAGAAAGAAAAAGAAACGAACUUGUUUGUAAGUUUGUCCUUCUGAUGUUUCUGCAACUUUGACACUCAUUGCUUCUUUAUAGAUUCAACUACCAUCUUAUGUCCAUUUGAAAAAAAAAAAAUCAUUCUUUUUUAUCAAAGGAAUACGAGAAAGAAAGUCCCUGUAUCACCACUCAUCUCAAGUUGGUAGGUAGGGCUUGUGUGUGGUUGAGAAAGAAACUUUACUUGGAGAAAGAUAGCCACUAGUGAAUAUAGAGAGAGAGAGAGACUCAACUUGAAAAAGCAGAUUUGAUUUUUAGGGAUAGACUAGUUUCUUUGGAACCAUGUAGUAGUAAUCCCUUUUGUUCGAUCAUGGAUUGUUACGAAGCUACACGAAUUGUGUUCUUAAGGGUCCAAACUUUGGACCCAGAAAAUGCUUCCAAAAUCAUGGGUUUGCUUCUGCUUCAAGACCAUGGUGAGAAGGAAAUGAUUAGAUUAGCAUUUGGUCCAGAAGCACUUGUUCACUCAGUGAUUGUUAAAGCCCGCAAGGAGUUAGGUUUACCUCUGAACUCUCCGCCAACACCCUCCACUCCUCCUUCUCCUUCACCGUUCCUUCCGAGGCAGAACUCUACUUCUUCAAGGCUCAGUGGUAUCAACCUCCCUCCAGCUCUCACCAUUCCAAACCCUUCUUCUACUUCUUCUUCAUGGCCUACUAUGUCUGAGCUUCAAACCCCUGAUGGUUUGAUGAGCCCCAACAAUUUGGUUGUUGGCUCUUCUACUUCUUCAUCUUCCUUAUCCUUUUAUGCAAAUGGAGGCUCAGAUCCAAUUGAUGACUUCCAACUUGAAGACCAGCUCUCUUUCCUGAAUGAUGGUUCUGCUCCUGUUCACAAAAACAACCCUGAUUUGUUUUACCCUUGUCACUCAGACUUGUCUUCAAGUCCUACUGCAGCUUCUGACCCUACUCUCUUUCCUACCUUCGAUUGGGGAGGGUCUCUUCACCGCAGGAGUUGUUCUGUCAAUGAUGUUUGUUUGGGCUCUGAGGACUCCAAUUCCGGAUUGGGGUGGAAGCCUUGUCUUUACUUUGCUAGGGGAUACUGUAAAAAUGGCACUGGUUGCAGGUUCCUUCAUGGUGGACUUGGAGAUGCUGAUGCUGCUGCUGCUGCUCCUGCUGCAAUGGUUGGGUCUCCUAGCAAGCUUGAGAUGAUGGAGCAGUGCCAUGAGCUUUUCAGAGCCAAAACUUCACAGCAGCAAAGACUGGCUGCUGCUUCUCAGUUCAUGGCCUCUUCUACUUUUCCAUACACCCCAAAGGGCGUGAAUUUGCUGUUGCAGCAGCAACAAAAUGAUACUCAAAGAGCUGCAGCUCUGAUGAUGAGUGAGGAUUUGCAUAAAUUUGGACGAUCCAGGCUUGAAAGAAAUGAUUUUUCUCUGAACAGUCCUGGGAUGGUAAACCCAGCUUCCAGGCAGAUCUACUUGACUUUCCCAGCAGAUAGCACUUUCAGAGAGGAAGAUGUUUCAAAUUACUUCAGCAUUUAUGGCCCAGUCCAAGACGUGAGGAUCCCAUACCAGCAGAAGAGAAUGUUUGGCUUUGUUACCUUUGUUUAUCCUGAGACUGUGAAGCUCAUUCUAUCUAAAGGAAAUCCUCAUUUUGUGUGUGAUGCUCGAGUGCUUGUUAAGCCUUACAAGGAGAAGGGCAAAGUCCCGGACAAGUACAGGAAGCAGCAGCAGGUAGAUAGAGGAGAUUUUUCACCAAGUGGUACUCCUACUGGACUAGAUGCUAGAGACCAAUUUGAUCUUCAACUUGGUGGCAGAAUGUUCUACAAUACUCAAGACAUGCUGUGGAGGAGGAAGCUGGAGGAGGAAGCUGAUUUGCAGCAAGCUCUUGAGUUACAAAGUAGGAGGCUAAUGGGUCUGCAACUUCUUGACGUCAAGAAGCAUCACCAGCGUGCACUCUCCACUGGAAGUCCAAUUCCUUCCCCAACUCACUCUCUUAACAUGUUCAACCAAAAUCUUGUUCUUCCUUCCUUUCACAAUAUUUCCGAGGCCCCAAAGGAGAAUGGUUUAACUUCUGCUCCACCUAGUACUGCUUCAGUUUCUGCUGGUCAGCAAUCUGUCAAAGUUGCUGUUGGCAAGGAAGUGGUGGUGGUGAAUGGCGAGAAAGGAUUGAAUGAAGGCAAUGACAAGCAGAAAUCUGGUCAUGAAGAUGUUGAUUUGCAAGAAUGUUCGGAGCAUAAUCUCCCUGAUAGCCCUUUUGCUUCCCCAACAAAAGCUGCUGGAGACUUGAUGGUUUCCUUCUCUAAUGGAACUGUUGAGGCCAUUGACACAGAUGCCUCUGUCACCUCCAAAUUUGGUACUAGUGCAUUGCUUCCACCAGCAUCUGCAAUUGACAUGGGAACUUUCAAAUCCUAUAACUGUCAAAUACCAAGGUUCCCUUCUGGCCAUGGAACUUUUGGGAUGUUCCCGGGCACGGGUGGCCCUAUUGGCAUUUAGUUUCCUGAGUUCAGGAACUGAAAGAUGACUAAACAAACCUGGACAAAUCAGUUGAAAACCACCACCAUCACCACCACCACUACAACCAUGGUCAUCACCAUCAACCAUUAAUACUAUACUUCUUACAACCAUACAAAAUGCAUACGGAAAAAGCAGUUGAGUAAAGAAGGUGGGGCAGGCAUUCCCCCUUCUUUUGUUAUUAGCAUUAUUAGCAUUAUUCCACCAUUUUCUUUUUAUGGUAUCUGUAGUAGUAGUAGUAGUAGUAGCAGCUGAGUGAAACACAGGUUAAAAUAACACAGAAAGAAUCACCAGAGAGUGAAAUGUGUAAUAGGAACUCCCAAGCAGUGUAAUUUCUUCAUGUUAUGUAGUAGUGUAGAGUGUUAGUUCUAUGUUGUUACAGGUAUAAUUUGUAUAGCUGGAGCAUUUCCCAGAGAAAAAACAAUGCACAGAUGAAGUGGUAAAAGCAAAAAGGCAGAGCUUUAUAACUCCAAGGCUGAUUCAAAACCCCCCCUCUUGAAGGGUAACUUGAAUUUGAAAGCUAUAAUGAGGAGAGGACUGUACAAUUGUUAAUCUUAGCUGAUUAAAGUUCGAAGUUGAGAUUUUUAGCAUGGAGGUUAUGUUUUUAUCAGUUAUGCUUGUACUUCUACUUAGUUGUUACACACAGUUAUCAAAGAAAGAAUCAGAAAGAAGAAUGAAAAGUGAGAUUUUAGUCUCAUUGGUCUA